Etheostoma spectabile (orangethroat darter) is the source of this 1482-nucleotide messenger RNA. RefSeq names its product ADP-ribosylation factor-like 5A (gene arl5a). The coding region runs from base 340 to 879 and encodes 179 amino acids. NCBI's taxonomy places the organism in Eukaryota, Metazoa, Chordata, Actinopteri, Perciformes, Percidae. The record is from RefSeq and is a predicted model, not a curated record. Gene Ontology annotation, molecular function: GTP binding; GTPase activity. The transcript is spliced from 6 exons.
AGUACGCAUGCGCACGGUUGACAGCUAACUAGCGCAGCGCAUUUCACGACAGCCAGCUGAUGCCAGCCAGCUUUCCACAGUGGUCACCGUUCUGGUUUGGUUUUCGGCAACACAUUAACCAUUAGCUAUACUCAAAUGUACAUCCUGCGGGAGCGACAUAAUUAAGAUUAAUUCAUACAAGUAUGGCGGUUGUACUUAAAAGGCUUGACAGCUCUUCGUCUCUGUAGUUAGCUAGCUAGCUAGCUAGGUAAAGUUGAUAGCACCGAAUAGCAUCAACGCUAGCUAGCUAAGUUACAGCGGAUUCUUACAGUCUGGCAUCAAAAAACCGCAUCGUCAGCCAUGGGAAUACUAUUUACAAAACUAUGGAGGCUUUUUAACCAUCAAGAGCACAAAGUUAUUAUUGUGGGCCUGGACAAUGCCGGCAAGACCACAAUUCUUUACCAGUUUUCAAUGAAUGAGGUGGUGCACACCUCUCCUACGAUUGGGAGCAAUGUGGAGGAGAUUGUGGUCAACAACACCCAUUUCCUCAUGUGGGACAUAGGGGGCCAGGAGUCCCUUAGGUCAUCAUGGAAUACAUACUACACAAACACAGAGUUUGUCAUUGUGGUGGUCGACAGCACAGACAGAGAAAGGAUCUCAGUGACCAAAGAGGAACUCUACAGAAUGCUAGCACAUGAAGAUUUAAGAAAGGCAGGGCUGUUGGUCUUUGCCAACAAGCAGGAUGUGAAAGGUUGCUUGUCUGUGGCUGAGAUCUCCCAGAGCCUUCAGCUUACCUCUGUCAAAGACCACCAGUGGCACAUCCAGGCCUGCUGCGCCCUCACUGGGGAGGGGUUGUGCCAGGGUCUUGAGUGGAUGAUGUCACGGCUGCGCGUGAGAUGAUGACCUUUGACAUGGAUCAAGAGUGCGCCCUUGCUCUUUGUUUUCUCUGCCUCCAGACAUUGACUUGAAAUGAGGAUGGGGGUGAGGUCGGUUGAUGGAUGGAGCUCUCGUCUUCCCAGUGAUGCUGACGUGGGCAGACCGCUGCCAAGACGUUGUAUUCUUCUGUGAUAAUUUAUUUUACAAAAGACAUCUGAACUCAGAACAACAAACAUGACCUUUCCAGAAGGACAUUGAAAAACAAAAGAGACUCCAAUUAUUUAAACUGAAAUGUGUGCACGGUUUUCUUUUCAGCAAAACACAGAAGUCAGCAGGGUGUCUGACAUGGAACUGUACAUGGACUUAUUCUUCUGCUGUGUGUGACUCUAGCCCACGGUGGCCUUGCAGUAUUGCCAGACUGGCUGUGGCAGUUUUUAUUGCCCCCUUCUCUGUGUGUACAGUCCAGUAUUCUCUUUUAACCUGGUGCCUGCAGCAGAAUGUUCAAAUGAUGAUGGUUGAUGGUGACUGAAAAGUGCAGAAAGGAGGGUAAAGUCACAAAACACCCUCUUCUUUUCAGUCCCUAUGAGUAAUCAGUGAAAUAAAGUGUUUUUAUCUGUUUCAGGUGAA